This is a messenger RNA of Cinclus cinclus, 1944 nucleotides long. RefSeq names its product splicing factor 1 (gene SF1). Bases 32 to 1942 code for a protein of 636 amino acids. Gene Ontology annotation, cellular component: nucleus. Gene Ontology annotation, biological process: regulation of mRNA splicing, via spliceosome. NCBI's taxonomy places the organism in Eukaryota, Metazoa, Chordata, Aves, Passeriformes, Cinclidae. The transcript has 11 exons. Gene Ontology annotation, molecular function: zinc ion binding; mRNA binding. The record is from RefSeq and is a predicted model, not a curated record.
AGGUUCGCGAAGGCCGCACGGGGGCCGUUCUAUGGCGACCGGGGCGAGCGCGGCCCAGCCCGGCCCCGCUCCCGGUCCCGCCGCCCCCCGCGCCCCCAUGGCCGCCGCCGCUUUCCCUUUCGCGGCGCUGCCGCCUCCGCCGCCUCCUCCUCCGCCUCCUCCGCCACCUCCGCAGCCGCAACCGCCGGCGCAGCCGCCACCGCCGCCACCUCCGCCUGCGCAGGCCCCGGGCGGCCCCGCGGCUCCGCAACCUCCGGGCGGCCCCGCGGCCCCUCAGCCGCCUCCCGCCGCUCCCUACGGGCAGUUCCGCUUCCCUUCGCCGCCGCCCGGCCAUGAUCCUCCCGCUGCUCCCGCGGGGGCUCCGCCGGCCGCCCCCGCCGCCCCCCCCCAGCCCGCGGGGGCUCCGCAGCAGCCGCGGCCCGAGGAGGGCGCGGGGGGCGCGGGCGCCGGGUCCGGAGAUGCGGGAGGACGGGCGGGAGCCGCGCACAAGCCCCGGAGGGCAGAUUUCCCUCGGAAGCGGAAGCGCAGCCGCUGGAACCAGGACUCGCUGGAACAGAAGACGGUGAUCCCGGGGAUGCCCACGGUGAUCCCGCCCGGGCUGACGCGCGAGCAGGAGCGCGCCUACAUCGUGCAACUGCAGAUCGAAGACCUGACCCGCAAACUGCGCACGGGAGACCUGGGCAUCCCCCCUAACCCCGAGGACAGGUCCCCCUCCCCGGAGCCCAUCUACAACAGCGAGGGGAAGCGCCUGAACACGCGGGAGUUCCGCACGCGCAAAAAGCUGGAGGAGGAGAGGCACAACCUCAUCACCGAGAUGGUGGCCCUGAACCCCGACUUCAAGCCCCCAGCUGACUACAAGCCACCGGCGACGCGGGUCAGUGACAAGGUGAUGAUCCCGCAGGAUGAGUACCCCGAGAUCAACUUCGUGGGGCUCCUCAUCGGGCCCAGGGGGAACACCCUGAAGAACAUCGAGAAGGAAUGCAACGCCAAGAUCAUGAUCAGAGGCAAGGGCUCGGUGAAGGAGGGCAAGGUGGGCCGCAAGGACGGGCAAAUGCUGCCGGGCGAGGACGAGCCCCUGCACGCCCUCGUCACUGCCAACACCAUGGAGAACGUCAAGAAAGCCGUGGAGCAGAUCAGGAACAUCCUGAAGCAGGGCAUCGAGACCCCCGAGGACCAGAACGAUCUGCGCAAGAUGCAGCUGAGGGAGCUGGCACGGCUCAACGGGACCCUGCGGGAGGAUGACAACAGGAUCCUGAGGCCGUGGCAGAGCACGGAGACUCGCAGCAUCACCAACACCACGGUGUGCACCAAGUGCGGCGGGGCCGGGCACAUCGCUUCCGACUGCAAGUUUGCCAGGCCUGGGGACCCACAGUCUGCACAGGACAAGGCUCGGAUGGACAAGGAGUACCUGUCCCUGAUGGCUGAGCUGGGAGAGGCCCCGGUGUCCGUGAGCUCCAACGCUGCCCACAACAACAGCCCCUUGUCCAGCAGCCACCGUGCAGCCAGCCAGGCUGGGGGACAGCCCCCCCCGAGCCGCCCCCCCUGGAUGAGCUCAGCACCCUCAGAGAACCGCCCCUACCACGGGGGGCUACACGGGGGGCCGGGGGGGCCAGGGGGUCCCCACAGCUUCCCCCACCCCAUGGCUGGCAUGGGUGGGGGGCACGGGGGGCACCCCCUGCAGCACACCCCAAACGGGCCCCCCCCGUGGAUGCAGCCCCAUCACCCCCCCAUGGGGGGGGGGCCGCACCCCCCGGGGCACCCCGGCCCCCACCACAUGGAUCAGUACCUGGGAAAUGCGCCGGUGGGCUCUGGGGUCUAUCGCCUGCACCAGGGAAAAGGUGAGACCACCUCCCCAAAAUUCCCUCACACCCCCUCAAGUUCCCCCUCCCCGGGUAUGAUCCCCGUGUCCCUGAUCCCCCAAUUUCCCCCUCCCCAGGUAUGAUC